Messenger RNA from Strongylus vulgaris, 483 nucleotides. Lineage: Eukaryota; Metazoa; Nematoda; Chromadorea; Rhabditida; Strongylidae. The record is from the annotation of a GenBank genome assembly.
AUGGAAGCUCUGAAACGAAAGGAAGAAAACCGAAAACUUGCUGAAGCUGAAAUGGAGCGUCUCGCAUCUAAUGCAGCAGCUGCUCACCCGCAAAAAGAAGCUGAGGCACGUCUACGCAUUGAAGAGGAGAAACGGUUGAAAUUGGCCGCUGAGAAACUUGAGGUGGAAGGUGAAACUGCUACAACGGUUUCCGAAGCAAUCCAAAUACUCGAAGGUACCGCUGAAGAGAUUGACAAACAUCCUGAGAAACGAAUGCGAGCGGCUUACCUUGUGAGUUUUUAUGCAGUUGUUUUAGUUGUCAUCAUCACAAGUUUAGCACUUAAUUCUCUUGUUCAGGCCUUCGAGGAAGCCCACUUACCCCGUAUGAAACAGGAGCAUCCAACAUAUCGUCUCUCUCAGCUGAAACAACUUCUUAAAAAAGAAUGGCAAAAGUCUCCCGAGAACCCAUUAAAUGCCAAACUUAUGGCCCUUUCUGCAAAGUGA